AUGGAUCUGAAGAAUCUCUCCAGCAAUUGGAAGAAACUCCAGGAGACGUUAAAGAAGGAAAGCGUCUCCACCUCGACAAAGCGCAAGACUGCGGACCGCGAACCCCAAAAUGGUGCCGUGAAGAAGCGGAAGACCGAGGCCUUGCAAGGAAAAACCAAAUACGAACAAGCCCGUGAGAUCAAGAAAAGGAAGAGGAUGUCUGAGGUCUCUUCGGAGGACCGCGGGAAUGGUGUCCAAGAGACUGAAGUGAAAAGUGUUUCGCGGAAGAGUUCCACUGCUACCCUUGCGGUCCGCGCAGAACCCAAGACGGCGAAGGUCAACGAAGGCCGCUCUAAAACCGCCGAACUGGGAAAAUAUGUCGCGAUGGACUGCGAGAUGGUAGGAGUCGGUCCCAACCCCGAUCACGACUCAGCCCUCGCCCGCGUCAGUAUCGUCAACUUUAACGGCGAACAAGUUUACGACUCCUUCGUCAGGCCCAAGGAAAUGGUCACCGACUGGCGGACGCAUGUGAGCGGUAUACUCCCUAGGCAUAUGGCGGAAGCGCGAACGCUCGAGCAGGUUCAGAAGGAGGUGGCGGAAAUCAUCGAUGGACGGAUUCUGGUGGGCCAUGCGCUUAGGAAUGACCUGGAUGCGCUUCUCUUGAGCCACCCCAAGCGCGACAUCAGAGAUACUAGCAAGUACCCGCCAUAUCGAAAGGUCGCGGGAGGUGGCUCACCCCGCUUGAAAGUCCUCGCCUCUGAAUUCCUAGGAUUGGACAUCCAAGGCGGUGCUCACUCUAGUGUUGAAGAUGCUAAGGCGACGAUGCUUUUGUACCGGCGAGACAAGGAUGGAUUCGAGAGGGAGCAUGCGAAGAAAUGGCCGGUACGGGUGGUAGUGGAGAAGGAGAAAGGGGACGACCAGAAGAAAAAGAAGAAGAAGAAGAAGAAGACUCGAAAGAGACAAGACAUGGUUCCCACCCCGUUAAGCAAUAAAUUAUCGACCAUUGAACCUCCCAUGAUAAAGCUCAAUUAUGCCCAUAUCGCCUACUUCGUAAUAUCAGAUAACUCUUUCUCAAAUUGGACCACAGCCAUGUUUGCCCUGCAACGCCCAUCCCAAUCUUCGGACUCGACCUGUCCCGACAAAUGCACACCCAACAUUCUCCCUUGCCGAGUUCAUCACGACGGUCCUGUCAAUUCGGUGGAUCGCUUCUGGAUCCCGGUACCUGACGAAAAAGACAAAGCUCUCCAAACCGCCCACUUCCGUGGCCGGAAAUUGCGCGGUCGACAUGUUGCGGUUCCAGAAGGCUACCAAGGAGUUGUUGCCGCGCUUACAGAACGCGUUAUCCCGUCGAAACCAGCGGAGAACGAUGACUCUGCGCCGGAGGAACCAAUUAAGAUUUUAGAACAGCAAUCGACCUUUAAGGAGGUAGUGGUCUGGGGACACGAGACAAUGCCGGCAUCUGAUGACCCGUUUGUUAAGGGUGUCGAGGAAUGGAUUAAGCUGGCUGAAGCGAUGCAUAUUCAGCCUAGCAGCGAAAAGCAGCCAUCUACAUGA
This is a messenger RNA of Aspergillus terreus NIH2624, 1533 nucleotides long. RefSeq names its product putative 3'-5' exonuclease (gene rex4). Gene Ontology annotation, cellular component: ribonuclease H2 complex; nucleus. NCBI's taxonomy places the organism in Eukaryota, Fungi, Ascomycota, Eurotiomycetes, Eurotiales, Aspergillaceae. Gene Ontology annotation, biological process: ribosomal large subunit assembly; RNA catabolic process; rRNA processing. Gene Ontology annotation, molecular function: nucleic acid binding; 3'-5' exonuclease activity. The record is from RefSeq and is a predicted model, not a curated record. The transcript has 9 exons. Bases 1 to 1533 code for a protein of 510 amino acids.